Papaver somniferum (opium poppy) is the source of this 792-nucleotide messenger RNA. RefSeq lists its product as uncharacterized. Lineage: Eukaryota; Viridiplantae; Streptophyta; Magnoliopsida; Ranunculales; Papaveraceae. The coding region runs from base 1 to 792 and encodes 263 amino acids. The transcript has a single exon. The record is from RefSeq and is a predicted model, not a curated record.
AUGUAUCCAUCACUUUUCAAAAUUGCUGGUCUCAAACAAGGCUCUAUUCAUGAGCACAUUUCAUUGGAUGGUACCAGUUGGUGUUUCCACUUCAAGAGAAUUUUGAAGGAAUCUGAAGUCAACCAAUUAGCUGCCAUGCUUGUAUCCAUAGGUCAUUCUCCACCGCCUCUUUCCAGUCAACGUGACUCAAGAGUGUGGACUCCAUCAUCAACAGGCUCUUUCACUGUAAAGUCAACCUAUAAAUCCUUGGUUGAGAAUGCUCAAGAUGUUUCAGUUACUAAUUUUCCAUAUAAGGCCAUUUGGAAUCCACACGUGCCGCCAAAAAUAUGUUUCUUCUAUUGGACAGCAACUCACAAUAAGAUCGCCACCCAAGACUCCCUUCAGCAUCGGAACUUUAAGCUUGCAAGCAGAUGUCCUCUUUGCCCUGUUGAAUGUGAAUCAACUGAACACCUUCUUCUGAACUGUCAUUUCUCUCGCAAAGUAUGGUCCUUAAUCCUCCCACGUACGCGGUGGUGGAUUCCCCCUCUAACAGUUCUUCAACUAGCUCAAACUUGGUCAUCUAAAGGUAUUUUAGGUCCAGCGAAAGAAAUAUGGGACCUAGUACCAGCUGUCGUGAUAUGGGCUCUAUGGAAUGAACGCAAUCGGAGAAUUUUCGAAGACAAAUCUCUUUCUCACUUCCAUGUCAGCGUGGAGGUGAAAGCAUCAAUUCUAGCUUGGAGUUCCGUCUUCAAUAGAAACUUUAACUUCAGGCUUGAUUGGUGUGUUUUCUCUUGGGAGAGCAUGUUUCACUAA